UGAAUUCUAUACCCAAUGGGUAUUUAGUAGAUUUCGGUUUGGGUUUCGGAUCGGGUACUACUGGUUUCGGAUCGGUUCCGGAUACCCAUUUUUAAAGUGAAUUAUAUAAAUAUUUGCAAAAUAAAAUUAUUAUAUACCAGUUAUUUAUUUAUUUAUUUUAUUUUUUAAAGGAAAAAUAAAUAGAAAUCGUACAUAUAUUAGUAACAUGUAUUAAAUACAACAAAGUUGAAGUAGUCUAGUGGUAUUACAGUUGUUGCUUUACCUAUCCAACCCAAGUUCGAUCCUUAGAAGAUACAAAUCUAUGUUUUUUAAGCAUAGAAUUCGGGUUAAACGGGUACCCGUUCGGUUUCGGGUAAAAACCGGAACCGAACCGAUACCCAUGGAUAAUCAACAUUAAUAUCCAUCGGAUAAAUUGUCUAGGACCGAAACCGAACCGGUCCAUUUCGGGUCAGUUCCGGUUCGGAUAUUCGGUUAUGGAUAAAAAUCCCAGGCCUAGUUGGAAACAUAGAUGUGGCAUUAAAAGGGACGAAUAAUCUGACAUAAAUGAUUGAGAAAAUGACACAAAGAACACUAAACCAAGUUUUCCUCCCCAAACUAGCACUCAGGAUCAGAAGUCACAAAAAUAGGUUUCAUUAAAGGGGCAAUUUACCCUUAUGCCCUCUUCUUUAACUAAUUUAAAAAACAAAUUUGAAAUCAAUUGUGGCCGUCCUCGUUUCAUCGCUUCUUCUUCUCCUCAUCGCUGUCUUUCUUCGUCGUCGUCUCUCCGGCGUUGUCGUCGUCGUCUCUCCGUCGUCGUCUCUCCGUCGUUGUCGUCGUCGUCUCUCCGUCGUCGUCUUCGCCUCUCCGUUGAUCCGUCGUCGUCGUCUCUCCGUUUAUUUAUCGUCGUCGUCGUCGUUUCUCAAUUGAUCUGUCGUUUCUACGUCUAUUCAUCUCAUUCUCUCUCUCGUGUGUCUGAUUUUGAUUAAGGUUUGAAUCAUUUCAUUUUGUUAUACAUUAUCUAGGUUUUGUUAUAUAUUAUUCAUUUGUUGAUGAAUUGAAGUUGAUUUUGUAGAACAAUGGAAGUUUUGUGCAUCUGUGGACAAUGGAUCUCAAAAGAAUCUCUCCAGUGGGAGUUUCUUGUUGAUUUGAAGAGGAAUGCAUCAAUCAUUUCCAUAGAAGAAGAUCUACUGUAUGAAGAUUUGAUGAAGAUUGUCUCUGAAGAUUUUAGUGUUAAAGAGGAAGAAAUCAGUUUGAGUUAUGGUUUUUCAUUGGAUAUGAAAUGUAUUAUUGAAAGUUUCCCCCCACUCUCGAUAGGUAAUACUCGUCAGCUCAGAACUUUCAUUUCCAAGACUAGAGCAUUUGAUGGAACCUGUCGUUUGUGUGUUAAGGUUAGUACUGAUCCAGCUAGCUGUAACACUCAAGCUUCUGAUACAUUUGCUUCUACAGUUCCAUUGAAUGCCAAUCCAGCGAUGUUUUCUACUGUGCAGAGUGAAAAACAGGUACAUUGUCCUUAAUUCCCUUUUUCUGUUUGUGUUUGCAUGAUAUGCUUCAUAAUCAAGUAUUAUGCCUUACAGAACUACUUGACUUUUGCAGAGUCUUCUAUAUGAAGGUGUUUCUACAGUUCCUCUGAAUGUUCUUCCGGAUUUUAGUACUGAUUCAGCUAGCUGUAACAUUCAAGCUUCUGAUACAUUUGCUUCUACUGUUCCAUUGAAUGCCAAUCCAGUGAUUCUUUCUACUGUGCAGAGUGAAAAACAGGUACAUUGUCCCUAAUUCUCUUUUUCUGUUUGUGUUUGCAUGAUAUGCUUCAUAAUCAAGUAUUAUGCCUUACAGAACUACUUGACUUUUGCAGAAUCUUCUAUAUGAAGGUGUUUCUACAGUUCCUCUGAAUGCUCUUCCGGAUUUUAGCCCUGUCCAUAUUGGACUUUCACCAAACACGAGAGUAGCUGGCGAUAUUAAGGUGAAUAGCUAUUUUAAGACAAAGAGAGAGUUGAUGUUGAGGAUGAAGAAAUGGGCUUUAGAGUGGAAGUUUGAGUACAAGACUGUCUCUUCUAACAAGUCAAGAGUGCUUUUGAGUUGUGUUGAUGAAAAUUGCACGUGGAGGAUGCGUGCUAUCAAGCUACCUGUUUCAGAUUUUUUCGUUGUUAAAAAGUAUGUUCAUGAGCAUACAUGCGAUACAACACACAGGAAAGCCAACCACAGACAAGCAUCUGCAAAGUUGUUGGGUUCUUUGAUUUCCAGCAAUUAUGGAGAAAAAAA
This is a messenger RNA of Brassica rapa (field mustard), 2235 nucleotides long. RefSeq lists its product as uncharacterized. NCBI's taxonomy places the organism in Eukaryota, Viridiplantae, Streptophyta, Magnoliopsida, Brassicales, Brassicaceae. The record is from RefSeq and is a predicted model, not a curated record.